GUAAAAAGAAACUUAAACUAGAGGUGUCCAAGGGGAGGAGCCAUUUUACAAAUGGUUCCAAGUCAGUAGUUCAUUCUAAGGAAAGUGUGCAGAUAAAUGAAGAAUUGCCAAGUGAAGGUCAAUCUAAGGACAGUGUUCAAAUAAAUGAAAAAGCAUCAAGUGAAGGAAUUCAUCUGCAUCUCAAAGCAUUGCCAAAGCCUGGGUGCAAGAAAAGAUAUGACAAGAUUAACUUCUGUACUUUCUGCCAUAAGGAAAUACAUUCUAAAAUAUCCAGACAUUUGCUUACCCAUAAGAAUGAACUGAAAAUAAUGGAAAUUCAGAUGCUGCCAAAAAAGUCAGAGAAGAGAGGAAUGCUGUUCCUGGAAUUGAUCAAUGAGGGAAACUAUAAACAUAACAUCGAAGUUUUGAAAAACGGUGGUCUGUUUAUAACAGCAAGACGAGAAAGUCCAGAUUCGUCAAAUCAUUCACCUGAUGAAUAUCUCCCUUGUGAGUUUUGUAAGGGUUUCUUCCUGAAGAAUUUAUUGUGGCACCAUGCAAAAAGUUGCAAAUUAGCCUCAGUUAAAAACGAAGAUGAUGAUGAGGAUGAAAAGUUGGGAAAGUCUUUUGUUAGAAAAGGGAGAACAUUACUAUAUGGUUCACUGUUUGAUGAAAAUGAAAGUAACAUUAUGCAUUUGUUAGAGAGAAUGAAUGAUGGAGAAGAAAAAGAAAUCAUAAAGAAGGAUCUUAUAAUUAAAAACUUUGCUUCAAUUCAAGUUCAAGCUUUGGGAGAAGAAAGAAUUCAGAAAAAAAAUGACAUGCAUAGAGUGAGUUCAAAUUGCAGAACCCUUGCACGUUUAGUAAUCAUGGCCAGUAAAGACAUACUACUACCAUCGUUGAAUAAGCUACUGUCGCCAGAUCAUUUUGAUAAAAUUGUGAAGUAUGCAAAUGAGCUGUCCUCUGAGGUGCCAUCUCUUGGCCCAAAACUUGGCCAUCUUAUAGGUCAUUGUGUAAUGGUAAAGAAUGGCUAUGCAGUAAGGAAAAAUGACGAGACAAUGUUGGAUGCAUCAAAAAACUUCAAGCAUCUCUUCGAUUCUGAAUGGGGUUUUAGAGUCAAUGCACCAGCAAGGAAAAGAAAGAGGGUUGCCAAUUUAAACAACCCUUCCAAGAUACCUAGCACAAGCGACUUGGUAAAAUUCAGGGAUUUCCUCAUCUUCGAAAUGAAAGAAUCUGAGCAAAUUUUGGAAAGUAAUGAAGAUCAAUUACAUGUAGCAUGGAAUCGGCUAGCAAAGGCCACAAUGUGCCGUUUGAUACUAUUCAACAAACGGAGGGUUGCAGAAGUAGAAGAUUUACCUGUGGAGUAUUUUCAGAAACGUCCCAAAUGGACUUCAACUGAGGAAUUUGAAGAAUCUCUGACAGAUAUGGAAAAAAACUUUGCAAAAAGAAUGGAUUUAGUCGAAGGUUUUGGGAAAUCAAAAAAAAAUAUGAAGGCAUAUAUUCUUUUGACCCCUGAUUCAAAAAGAGCAUUAGAAGUUCUCACAAGACUCAGAUCUGCUGUUGGAGUUAGCCCAACAAACAAAUACAUGUUUGCUAGACUGAAUUCCAAUACACCAUUAUCUGGGACAACAGCAAUGAAGGAGUUGUUGGGAAAAUGUGAAGGAUUAAAACAUCCAGAAAAUAUUACAUCAACAUCAUUGAGAAAAUACAUUGCAACUGUAUCCCAAAUAUUGGAUAUGACACAGGGAGAACUAAAACUACUUGCUAAACAUCUUGGACAUGAUGUAAAAACACACAAGGAAUACUAUCAGUUGUCAUCAUCAGUGCUUGAGCUAUCCAAGGUUGCUAGGAUGCUUUAUGCUGUGGAGAAUGGUCAAGUCAAUGAAUGGGCAGGAAAGAAAAUGAAAGACAUACAGCUGGAAGGUAAUUAUUUUGUAAAGAAUUUUUUUCAUGCCUUCUUGUCUUUAUUUACUAAGGGCAAUUCCAGUGAAAAUAAUCUACUGGGAUGGAUCCCUAUUUUUUGUAUGGGGGAAGGGAGGUAUGGGGAACUUCCUGAACCUUCAUCAAAGGAUGGUGAUCUGGAUUAUGAAUUGGCUGGGAAGGAGGAUCAAUCUAGUUCCACUGUAGCUCAGGCAUCUAGUUCCACAGAAGCUCAGGCAUCUAGUUCCAAAGUAGCUCAGGCAUUUAGUUCCAAAGCAGAUCAGGCAUCUAGUUCCAAAGUAGAUCAGGCAUCUAGUUUCAAAGCAGAUCAGGCAUCUAGUUCCACAGUAGAUCAGGCAUCUAGUUCCACAGUAGAUCUGGCAUCUAGUUCCACAGCAGAUAAACCAUCUUGUUCAGAUCAUGAACAGCCCUCAAAUUCAGAUAGUGAACAGCCACAGUAUAUUAGAUCAAAAGGUUGUAAAAGAAGAUGGACAGACAAAGAGGAAGAAGAACUGAUGGAAGCAUUUGGGAUACAGAUUAAGAAAAAAAUGAAUGUGUCCACCAAAGCAAUCCGAUAUGCACAGUCAAAAUAUAAAACAUUACGUAGCCGGUCAGAAGCGGUAAUAAGAUCCAAAAUGAACAACAUCAUUUUAGGAAAAGUCCAAAAAAAGAGAUAGACUACAAAUGAAGUCUUUUGCAGGAUUCAUUAUGUUUUAGAAUUAUUUAGUGAAGUUACAUUUCCUGAUCAACAAUUGUCCAUUGUCUUCUGUUGAUUUUUAAUCCAUAUAAAGCACAGUCAGCAUCAGAUUUUCAUUUAACCACUUGAAUUUCUCAUGACCAAAUCAUUUCCAAUAUAAAACAUGCUACAAAUUUGUAAUGUCUUUAAAAGUCUUAACUAAGGGGGGAAACAGCUUGUAUUAUCUCUGGGCACAUGAGAUUAAAUUGUUUUUGUCUUUGUUUUUUGUCCAUUAAACUGUUUAAAAUUUUGAAAAUGUUUCCCCUUUUACAUCAUGUGACUUUAAAAUUUUGUGAAAUACAUCAACACCAUUUUUAAAGAUGUGAGGAUCUUGUUACUUUUAUGCAAGAGGACUAUAGAAUUAAAUAGCUCAUGAACACAUCUACAUGAUUGGUUGAAUAGUCUUUUUAACCUUGUACAGAUCUACCUUUAUAAACAUGUUCACAUACUUUUUGUCAGGCUCCUUUAUUAUUUUUAUGAAAAAUGAGAGUGAAUCAGAGAGAUAAAAAGGGUUUUAAAAAGUCUUUGAACUCUUUUUCCUCAUACAUGUUUAUAAUAUGAGGAUAUACUUGUUAUUUUUUAAGAUAUGAUGAAUGUAGAGGAAUGAACAUUGUGAAAUACACAUUGAACUCCUUUUUAAUCCCAAUGUAGGUUAUUGGAUGUCCCUGAAUCUUUGUGCAGUUGUUGAAGAUUUGCAUGUUAAUGGGAUGCAAGGAUCCAAUUACCGAGUCCCAAUCUACUUGGUCUGCACAUACAUUUUCACACAACUUCGUUUCGGAUGCUUCACAGUAGCCUUGAUUGCCGUCAUAAUUUAAUACAAUAACGUCACAGUAAAAAUGAUGUUUAAUUGUGCUAAAAUAUAUUGCUAUUUGUGUGUAUUGACUGUGUGUGU
Saccostrea echinata is the source of this 3521-nucleotide messenger RNA. RefSeq lists its product as uncharacterized. NCBI's taxonomy places the organism in Eukaryota, Metazoa, Mollusca, Bivalvia, Ostreida, Ostreidae. The transcript has 7 exons. The record is from RefSeq and is a predicted model, not a curated record. The coding region runs from base 309 to 2570 and encodes 753 amino acids.